Messenger RNA from Pelodiscus sinensis (Chinese soft-shelled turtle), 2205 nucleotides. Lineage: Eukaryota; Metazoa; Chordata; Testudines; Trionychidae. The record is from RefSeq and is a predicted model, not a curated record.
CCCGCCUGCCCGAACCCGCUCUUCGUGCGGUGGCUGACGGAGUGGAGGGAUGAGGCUGCCGAGAAGGGCAGGAAGACCCAGUUCGUGUAUGAGAGGGCCCUGAGCUCUCUUCGGAGGUACCCGCUGCCCCUGCGCAGUGGGCGUGAGGCUGCGAUUCUACAGCAUUUUGGGGAUGGGAUCUGCCGGAGGCUGGACGAGCAGCUGGAGAAGCACCGAGCUGAGGAGGGUGCAGAGGUGCUCUUUGAAACUGUGGGAGGGGCCAGCCCCUCCAUGGGAGCACAGGAAAGUGACACUCCCCCGAUGACCCUUCUGCCUCACAGGACUCACUUGUGGACCGGGAGCCUCCCGCCAUGGAAGCACCGUCCAGCCCGGGCGUACAUCCCAGCCCCACGCUCUGGGGGCUAUGCUGUGCUGCUAGCCCUCUACAAGGACAGCAUGAGCCCACACAGCCGGGGGUUCCUGACGAAGCCUGAGCUGCAACGGGCAGCUCAGCCGCUGUGUGACAAAUCCUUCACCCUGGGUGACCCGGGAAAUAGGUACACAGCUUGGGCAUCGGUGGGCACCUUGAUCCGCAAAGAGCUGGUGCUGAAAACCAAUGUACCGGCCAGGUUCUCUUUGACAGCGCAGGGGCUGGCGCUAGCCCAGAGGCUUGUGGCUGCAGAGCAGGCUCCGAUUUCAGAGGAUCGAGCCCCAGAAUCUGAGAUCUCCCAGGGUGCCCAACCCCCAGAUCCUGCUGCAGAGGAGACACUAUGCCUGGAGCCCCAGUUGCUCGAUGGCGCCCUGGGAUGUCAGGAGAGGGCAGCGGGUGGCUCUGGAGUGCAGAGACCCCAUGACCCUGAAUUCGUACUGAGACCCGGCCAGUUUGACAUCAUCCUGUGUGUGGAUUUCAUUGAGACCAUGGGAGGCCCUGGGGCUCGAAAGCAGGACCUGCUGGCCGAGCUGCGCCGCAACACCGUGCCCUUCGACGUGCGCAAGCUGCAUGUGGGGGACUUUGUGUGGGUCGCCCGGGAGAAGGGCAUUGCAGGGGUCCUGAGCUUGCCCCAGUCCCACCUCAUCUCUCCCCUCAGAGGCCCUGGGGCUCGAAAGCAGGACCUGCUGGCCGAGCUGCGCCGCAACACCGUGCCCUUCGACGUGCGCAAGCUGCAUGUGGGGGACUUUGUGUGGGUCGCCCGGGAGAAGGUCCAGCCCUGCCCAGGGCAGCUGCACCUGCGCCCAGUGCGGGAGCUAGUCCUGGACUACGUGGUGGAGCGGAAGCGAAUGGCUGACCUGUGUGGGAGCAUCAUCGACAGGCGCUUCCGUGAGCAGAAGUUCCGUCUGCAUCGCUGCGGCCUGCGCCACCCCAUCUACCUGCUGGAGGAAUACGGCUCAGUCCAGCACCUGAGCCUGCCUGAGAGCACCCUGCAGCAGGCAGCCGCCAGCACCCAGGUAGUAGACGGCUUCUUCGUCAAACGCACCCGUGACCUGCGGGAAUCGGCCACAUAUCUGACCAUCAUGACACGUCACCUGAACAGCCUGUAUGGGAACAAGACCCUGGUGAGCUGCACCAAGGAGGAGUCUCAGGACCGCAGCCCCCUGCAGCCCAGCAGCGACUCCUGUACCUUGAUGACCUUCCAGGAGUUUAAUGAGGGAGCUGUCAAGAAUAAGGCUCAGACUGUGCGCGAGGUGUUUGCUCGGCAGCUCAUGCAAGUCAGCGGAGUGAGCGGGGAGAAAGCAGCCGCCAUCUUGGAGAGAUACAACACACCAGCCAGCCUGCUGGCCGCCUACUCUGCCUGCCCUGAUGCUGCGAGCAGGGACAAGCUGUUGAGCACUAUCAAGUGUGGCAAACUGCAGAGGAACCUGGGCCCCGCCCUGAGCAGGACACUCUCCCAGCUGUACUGCAGCCCUGGCCCCCUCUCCUGACAGGAAGCCCCUGUUCCUCACAGGUUCUGCUUUGGACCUAGUGCCCCAUCUGGGUAGCACAGGGGUGCUGUAGCCCUUCGACAGGGAUGUCACUGGGCAGGGAGCCCAACACCAGAAAAUGUGCGUGGGGGGGGGUCAGGUGGGGACUCUGCCUCUGUGAGGUGUAUGUCCAUGAAGCAUGGUGGCCAUGAGGGGAGGGAGGUUUCAGGCAGGGUCUGGAAGGACUGUCUGAGGCAUUCGACCCCAGCACUUGUUUUAAUGAAUCUUUGUAUUUUCCUUGUUCCAAUAAAUUGGGUAGCUCCUUUU